Molecule: messenger RNA, 2797 nt
Organism: Aspergillus heteromorphus CBS 117.55
Lineage: Eukaryota; Fungi; Ascomycota; Eurotiomycetes; Eurotiales; Aspergillaceae
Product: phosphatidylinositol-3-phosphatase YMR1
Exons: 3
Coding region: 216-2519 (767 amino acids)
Biological process (GO): dephosphorylation
Molecular function (GO): phosphatase activity
Source: RefSeq, a predicted model, not a curated record
CGCCUCCCCACCUCGCCCCCCCUCCCUUUGUCGGACUCUUUUAGCUUGUCUAGAUUGUAUUUUUAUUUGCAUUUUCAUUUGAAUCGUUCCUUGUCCGUGAAUCUAUCCAUUCCAGGCGCCAGCGGCCUCCGACCGUGCUGAAUCCUUGCCAGCCCCUCCGGCUCAAUCAAUGCGCCCAGUCAUGAAGCUUGUGCGGAUACAGUAACAGGCAAGGCAUGGAGAGAACACGCGUCGCUAAGGUUGAAGAUGUGACCUUGGCGCGCCGAGGCGAACAGGUUACCGGCACCCUCCACCUCACCCCUCACCAUAUUAUCUUCUCUCACGUCCCUUCCUCCUCCUCCCCUCCCUCCGACUCGACCCAGUCUCAGCCCCAGUCUCAGAUCCAAUCCCAGGGCCAGGCCCAGCCCCCUGCUGUCCGGCCCAAGGAGGUCUGGAUCACAUAUCCCAUAAUCUCCUUCUGUAGCUGCCGCCCCACCCCUGCCGCGUCCCGCCAGCCGUCUUCGAUUCGCAUCCGGUGUCGCGAUUUUACCUUUGUUUGCCUUUAUUUCACAAGCGAGAGCAAGGCUCGUGAUGUGUACGAAACGAUAAAAUGCUGGACAUGUAAAGUUGGUCGGAUUGAUAAGCUUUACGCUUUCACAUAUCGGCCUCCCCCUCCGGAGCAGAAGUUCAAUGGCUGGGACCUCUAUAACCCAGAGAAGGAAUGGGCUAGACAAGGGGUGGACCGGGCCAGUUCAGGCUGGCGUAUAUCUCGUAUGAACUCAGACUAUGGGUUCUCCGAUACAUACCCGGCCCUCCUACCCAUCCCCGCGGCGAUCUCGGACAAUACACUCAACCAUGCAGGAAAAUACCGGUCCAGGGCGAGAGUGCCUGCCCUGACCUAUCUCCAUCCCGUAAACAACUGUUCAAUCACAAGGAGCUCGCAGCCACUGGUGGGCGUGCGUCAGAAUCGAAGCAUUCAGGACGAAACAUUGCUGGCCGCCAUAUUUUCGACUUCCCGGUCAGAGAGACCUCUCGCAAGCUUUACCCCGCCAAGCUUCAACUCGGGAUCCUCGAAUUCGACCCAGAGGGAACCCCCCCGAAGUCAAAUGCUGGCCGAUCUGACGAUGGCUGACGACUUGGAAGAUGAGAUGCUGUCAUCCUUCCGCGGGGACUCUGAAGAGAGACCUCAUGUCUACGGCGCUCAACAGCACAACCUCAUUGUUGAUGCUCGUCCUACCGUGAAUGCCUUUGCUAUGCAGGCUAUCGGUCUUGGCUCGGAAAACAUGGACAACUACAAGUUCGCUACGAAAGCUUACCUGGGAAUUGACAACAUCCACGUAAUGAGAGACUCGUUGAACCGGGUAGUCGAUGCCUUGAAAGACUCCGAUGUCACCCCACUGGGUCCAAAUAAGGAUCAGCUUGCACGGAGCGGGUGGCUCAAGCAUAUCUCGGGCAUUUUGGACGGUUCUGGCCUGAUCGCUCGGCAGGUUGGGCUUCAGCAUUCGCACGUUUUGAUCCACUGUUCGGAUGGCUGGGACCGUACAAGUCAGUUGAGCGCCCUGAGUCAGAUCUGCCUCGAUCCAUAUUAUCGAACGAUGGAGGGGUUCAUGGUUCUGGUAGAAAAGGAUUGGCUCUCUUUCGGGCAUAUGUUCCGGCACAGAUCGGGCCAUCUAAAUAGUGAAAAGUGGUUUCAGAUCGAGAAUGAGCGGAUUGGGGGAGAUUCUAACCGUGAAGGUGGCGGCGCAGGACGUGCCAUUGAAAAUGCAAUCCUUAGCGCCAAAGGUUUCUUCAACAGAGAUAACACCAGUCGCGACUCCCUUGGGGAGUCCGAUGGAGAGAUGCAGAGCUACGACUCGGAGAAUCUGAAGAAGCCUGCCCCCGCACCCCGGACAGCUGCGGCCGAAAAAGAAGUGACGAAGGUCAAAGAGACAAGUCCAGUCUUCCACCAGUUCCUUGAUGCGACAUACCAGCUACUGUACCAGCAUCCGACACGGUUCGAGUUUAAUGAGCGUUUCCUACGUCGGCUCUUAUACCAUCUUUACUCGUGCCAAUUUGGCACCUUCCUCUACAACAAUGAAAAGGAACGGGUGGAGUCCAACGCAAAGGGCCGGACUCGCAGCGUGUGGGAUUACUUUCUAGCGCGACGGGAGCAGUUCCUCAACCCCCAGUACGACCCCCAGAUCGACGAUCACAAGCGUGGAAAGGAACGCCUGAUUUUUCCGCAAGUUAGUCAGGUGAGAUGGUGGAGCGAGGCAUUCGGUCGCACCGAUACCGAAAUGAAUGGUGAAAGCCUGCCGCAGUCUGAGUCAAGCCCACCGAUCGGCCGUGAUGCAUCGAGCACGAGCACUGAGCGGUCGCCGGUGCUGACCGGCAUUGAAACGGCCCACCAUUCUCUUGGUGCUGGGACAUCAGGCAAGGACGCUUACCAUGCUGCGCCGACUGGAAUGGCAGCGGUGACUGCGGGGAUAUCCAAUCUGGCUUUCCCCAAAAGCAAGGAGGACAGCCAAAGCAUGAGCCGGAUGGAGGUCGAGAUGCAAUGACCCAUCCCAACAAAAAGAGUUGAUGUCGCAUCAGAAGCGAUGUAUCUAGGUAGUUUCCGUGGAGGAUGGCCCAGCCAGGGUUAGAGGGGUCAUAAAUAUCCUGAUUAUGUUACGCGUGUAUGCCUUGCCUGUUGUUCUGUUGUUUGAUGACGCUGCAUUGUCUCGGUUUUGGGAGUAGAGACAGAGAGCACUCGCUAUGAUUGCAUGAAUGCAAGAAUCGGUCCAGCAUUGUAGUACUUCAUAGUACUAGGUACAGAUGCUGCGUUAAGUGGAGAGAC